CAGGAGGGUAUAAGAAGGAGAGAAGAACUAACCCACAAAGGAGAACUCAGCAGCAGUUCGCGUUGGAUGUCUCAUGUGCUCCAAGGGGGAAGGGCCACUUUGAAGCUCAGACGUGUUUGACAGCUGCAGAAACAUAGGGAGCUCAAGCAUCCCUUUGGAAACCUCAGCCAAGGAGUACAGCACCAAGAGACAAGGACUUGCAGUCCCACAAUGGUAUCUGCUCAGCUGUUCCUUCUGUUCUUUUCUCUGACUCUCACCACUGUCUGUGGCAACUUGGGACAGCUAUUUCCAGAAGGAGAUGGGAAUGAGGAAAAGAGUCAUCUGGGUGACAUCUUCCAAAGGGCAGAGAGCAUCAUCUUGAGAUCUGUUUUCAGGAAACUGGAAGAAGGUGAAGAGGAUCCCAACAAAGAUUUAAAUACUCCCCAGCUGGACUCGAUCUCCAAAAGGCAGCAUCCUGGGAAGAGAGAUCUGUACACUCUGGAAAAGAGACAGCAUCCUGGGAAGAGAGAAGAAGAUGGCAAUUUUGAUCUCUACUCAGAACUGCAGAAGAGGCAGCAUCCAGGCAGAAGGUCCCUGUGGGAACAAUACCUCAACACUCCAAACAGCCAACUAGCUUAUUUGAAUGAAUUAUCUAAAAGGCAGCAUCCAGGCAAGCGAUAUCUGGCAUAUAGCAAGCGACAGCACCCUGGCAAGCGAAGUUGGGAUGAGGAGCUAGAGGAAGAUGAGCAGAAUCCAGAGAAGCGGCAGCAUCCAGGCAAGAGGUACCUGAGUUCAGAGAGUCCAGACUACAUUGCCCCCUGUGACCUGCAGGAUUCCUUGAAAUGCAGCAAAGGCAACUUGCUGCUAGAGUUGCUAGAUAAUGUUAGCAAGGGAGAAGAGAAGCGGCAACACCCUGGAAGGAGGUCUUUGUUGGAUGGGGAAGUGGAGGCAGAGGAGUGAGAUACAGCCUCUCUGUGUGUGUUUGUUCAUUGUUUUCAUUCCUUUGAAUGACCCCCUACUCACCAGACUAUUCAAAAUUCCACUCAUAUACCCCUUUUUCAACUCUGCUUGCUGGCCUACAUGUUCCAUCCUGUCAGGCUAUGGCCUGGUGUGAGCACUGCAUGGAAGUGUGGAUUUCAUUUUAAGGACACCUUGAGAGAUACAUUAUGAAGCUUGUCCAUCUACUCAAAAUGACGUUUUAUUAAAAAAGAAUUAUUCUGAUUUUUUUUCUACAAGCACUUGUAGGCCAAAGAUACAUACAGGAAGAUAGGCAUUAUUAUAGUAUUGGUAUGGGAUGUGGGUCGAUGCUCACCACUGGCAACCCAGUUCCAAAGAGAUCAGCCCAUGGCAUACUUUCCAUGCUUGUGUUUGAAUAUCUUCACAUUGCAAAUGCCUGCCAUUAGCUGUCUUGUGUCUGUUUUCCUCCACAAGGCUUGAAGCAGAGCAGGGAAGUGGAACCUCUGGGUUUAUC
Molecule: messenger RNA, 1450 nt
Organism: Sceloporus undulatus (fence lizard)
Lineage: Eukaryota; Metazoa; Chordata; Lepidosauria; Squamata; Phrynosomatidae
Gene: TRH
Product: thyrotropin releasing hormone
Exons: 3
Coding region: 211-939 (242 amino acids)
Biological process (GO): hormone-mediated signaling pathway
Cellular component (GO): extracellular region
Molecular function (GO): thyrotropin-releasing hormone activity
Source: RefSeq, a predicted model, not a curated record